Messenger RNA from Brassica oleracea var. oleracea, 534 nucleotides. Its product is annotated as RNA-directed DNA polymerase homolog. The record is from RefSeq and is a predicted model, not a curated record. The coding region runs from base 1 to 534 and encodes 177 amino acids. NCBI's taxonomy places the organism in Eukaryota, Viridiplantae, Streptophyta, Magnoliopsida, Brassicales, Brassicaceae. The transcript has a single exon.
AUGUUAGUUAAGAAGAAGGAUGGAAGAUUCCGCUUCUGCGUUGACUAUAGAGCCGUGAAUAAAAGCACAAUUCAUGACCGGUACCGGAUACCAGUGAUUGAAGAGUUGCUAGAUGAGUUGGCUGGAGCUUCAGUGUAUUCAAAAUUGGAUUUGAAGUCGGGGUAUCACCAAAUCAAAGUGAAAGAAGAGGAUGUGUGCAAGACGGUUUUCAAAACGCACGAAGGGCAUUAUGAGUUCUUAGUGAUGCCUUUUGGGCUCACUAACGCCCUCACAACGUUUCAGUCACCAAUGAACGAGAUUUUCAAGCCGUCUCUGAGGAAGUUUGUUUUGGUAUUCUUCGACGAUAUAUUGGUGUAUAGCAGAAGCGAGGCGGAGCAUCAGGAACAUCAGAAAACUGUCCUCCGUGUUUUGAAGCAGCAUCAAUUCUACGCUAAUGAGAAGAAAUGUGCAUUUGAGCAGUCCAGUGUAUCAUACUUGGGUCAUGUGAUCUCAUCAAAAGGGGUUGCAGCUGAUCCUGAGAAGAUGAAGCAAUGA